AUUAAAUGAUGAAGAAGUAAUUAGCAAAAUUACUGAACUGAGAAUUUGGCAAGAACACCAAAUAGCUGGUUUAACAGAGAGCUUUGAUGGCCGAGAAAAACAUAUAGGGCUCGAAAAACUCUGGAAAUACAAUCAAGCAAUGCUAACUUUAGUAAAGGGAGCAAAGAAUCAAUUAGUAAUUAAACCAACACAAGGUAGUUGGGGAACCAGAGAUAUAGCUCUUAGAUAUGCAGGAGAAGCAGAUGAUUACAUGAUGAUCAUUAACUUUGAUACAAGAGAGAUAAAGCAAGAUCUGCAAACAAGUAGUACAAACAAAUUAGCAUUAAUACCCCAAAAAGUGAAAGUCUCAGAAGACAAAUAUAAACUCGAUUGGAUACUAGUUAACAACAAAGAGAACAAGUCAGACAUUCAAAGAGUAGUUAGCAAGAGCAAAGAAGAAUUUCGCACAGAGAAGUGGUUAGUUAGUAAAGAAGAAAAAGGUAAAAUCAGAUUAGAUAAAGAAGUAAUUACGUCAAGCAACACCCAACAAACAGAGUGGAUUAAUAAGAAAAAAGUAAUCAUAGUAUUGCAAAGGCUUAGAAAGCAAAAUAGUAGUUAG
Dentiscutata erythropus is the source of this 598-nucleotide messenger RNA. The record is from the annotation of a GenBank genome assembly. Lineage: Eukaryota; Fungi; Glomeromycota; Glomeromycetes; Diversisporales; Gigasporaceae.